Messenger RNA from Momordica charantia (bitter melon), 1430 nucleotides. Its product is annotated as S-adenosyl-L-methionine-dependent methyltransferases superfamily protein. Lineage: Eukaryota; Viridiplantae; Streptophyta; Magnoliopsida; Cucurbitales; Cucurbitaceae. The record is from RefSeq and is a predicted model, not a curated record. Gene Ontology annotation, molecular function: methyltransferase activity.
AUUAGAUAAAGGGAUAGAAAAUUUUCCAUAUAUCCUUCAAAAUAUACCAUUAAAAGGGCAUCUGACCAGAACACAACUCCUUCAAUUCUCUCAAGUCACUGGAAAAACAAGAAAAAAAAAACUCCAAACCAUGGAGGCCAUGGAUAUUGAGAAAUUAUUCCAUAUGACUGGUGGAAUUGGCAACACUAGCUAUGCCAAAAACUCCCAUCUUCAGAAGAAAGCAUCAGAUAUGGUGAAGCACAUAACAAUGGAGGCUAUACAGGAAGCUUACCUUUCCACCGGCGCUCCGACCAGCUUCGGCGUCGCCGAUCUGGGCUGCUCCUCCGGCCCCAAUUCCUUAUCCAUCAUCAAAGACAUAAUCCAAGCCGUUCAAUCGCUGAUCUCCGGCCCCCCCCGCCCACCGCCGGAGUUCCGAGUCUACCUCAACGACCUUCCGACCAACGAUUUCAACUCAAUCUUCAAGGCCCUGCCCGAUUUCUGCAGAGAGCUUCAAAACGAAGGGGAAAACCCUUCCGGAUUUUUCAUAGGGGCUUAUCCAGGGUCGUUUUACCAGAGACUUUUCCCCAAUAACUGCUUGCACUUCGUUUAUUCCUCUUACAGCCUCCACUGGCUCUCGAGGGUUCCCGAUGGUAUUUGCGAUGAAUUGGGGAAACCGAUAAACAGAGGGACGAUUUAUAUUUCCGAAGCAAGUCCCGGUGCGGUUGCGGAGGCUUAUGUGCGGCAAUUUCGGGAGGAUUUUUGUGUGUUUCUGAGGAGGAGGGCGGAGGAGGUGGUUUCCGGCGGCCGUAUGGUGCUGAUUUUGCUCGGAAGGGACGGCGCCGAUCAUGCCGAUCGGGGAAACUCCUUCAUGUGGCAUCUUCUUGCAAGAGCCCUCGCCAUUUUGGUCUCUCAGGGAGAAAUAAAGGAAGAAAAGUUAGAUAGCUACGAUGUGAAUUUCUAUGCACCAAAUGAAGGAGAGAUAGAAGACGAAGUGAGGAGAGAAGGGUCAUUUUGUUUGGAGAGAAUAGAGAAAUUUGAGACCGAGAAGAAGGGGAAGAAUAAUGGAGAUGAAAGCUAUGGGAGAGAAGUUGCUAAGGCUGUGAGAGCCAUCCAAGAGACUAUGAUUUCUCACCAUUUUGGUGAUGCAAUUUUGGACUCUUUGUUUGACAAAUAUGGAACCAUUUUGGAUGAGGAAAUGGCCAAACAAGAAAUAAGACCCAUCUCUUUUGUCAUUGUUCUUAGGAAAUUGUGAACAAAAACCAAAAAAGAAAAAAAAAAUGUUCCAUUUUUAGCCCACAUUUUUAUGAAAUUGUAACUCAAUUGAUUAUUAUCAUUGCAUCUCGUCUUUCUGAUUUGGUCAAAUCUUACGAGUGUUGACUGUGAUUAUUGUAUUGAAUAUGUGACGUUCUUUUCAUGUGAUAAUGAGUCGAUGUUUUCAAUUUGAUUGAUUA